UCAUUUGUGGAAGCGCGGUGUGGUUUGUCCGGCAACAUCAACGCGCACACUACGCCGUCCGUCCCUAUCCAAUCCAUUGCCAUUGGACUGGCUUUGUAAAUCAUACAGUCAGUCGUAUAGAGGCGUUCAAGUGAUAAGUUUGUGUCAGUGCAUUACCUAACAUAUUUUUAACAGUGUCGUAAUAAAAGGCCGGAAACAUUAUGCUAAAUAUGAAAUUUGUUUUUUAUUUAACGACAUUAUUCUGUGUAUCAUCGAUACAAUUAGCAGCUGAAGAGGUCACGGAAAACAAUGUAGGCAUGGAAGAAGUAACGGCAAUCCCAGCCUUCUCAACUGACACCAGCAUAAAUAAUUUCGGCUUCAAAUUAUUGAAAACUAUGAUGAAGCAAAACGAAAACAACAAUGUUGUUUUAUCGCCCACUGGCGUUGCAGGUUUGCUGGCAAUGACGCUUCUAGGCAGCACUGGCGAAACGUACAACGAAAUCGCACAACUAAUCGGGUUUUCUGAAGAUAUCCUCAAAAAUCGGAAGUACCAUGAAGAUUUUGGCUCAAGACUACAAGCUCUGAACAGAAACGAUACAAAGACUUUGUAUGCAAAUGGCAUAUUCGUAGACCAACAAUCGAUGCUGCGUCAGAUCUACCAUUCCUAUCUAGAGCGAGUUUAUAAUGGAGAGGCUUUUGCCACAGACUUCAAGGACACCAACCAGACUAAGGAUUUGAUUAAUGAAUGGGUCAAGAAUCAUACCAACAACAAGAUUGAAAGUUUUCUUCGACAACCUCUGCCAAUGAGCACAAAAGCCGUGUUAAUAAAUGCUCUUUAUUAUAGCGGACAAUGGUCGUAUCCUUUUCUUCCUGAAUAUACAGCAAUGUUGCCUUUCAAAGCUCCUACAAAAGAAGUUCUUGUUGAUCAGAUGGCAAACUUUGGACAGUUUAAUUACUUAUUUUCUAUUGAAAACGGACUACAUAUGAUUCAAUUGCCGUACAACGACAGUGUUACCAGCAUGUAUGUAAUAAAACCAAGAUUUCCCAAGGCAAAGACAAUAACAGAACUACUGGACAGUCUUGAUUUCGAGAAAAUCGACAAUCUUAUAAACCAAAUGUCGAUGAAAAAAUGUGUAGUACGAUUUCCAAAGAUGGAACUGGAGACUUCAGUGGAUUUAAAAGACCCUUUAAAAUCACUCGGAGUUCAAGCUAUGUUCACUCCUGGUGUGGCGAAUUUUGCUGUAAUGUUGGACGCAAAUGUAACCGUUAAUGAUCCAGAGGAGAAUCUAAUCGCUAGAAUCAGUACUGGAGAAGGCGAGGCCAGAACUUUGAAGGAAAUGCUCGACCGCCUUGUUAAUCCAGGCGUGUACGUCGACUCAGUAAUGCACGAGGUGAAAAUGACUAUUGACGAAUAUGGGACUGAAGCAGCAGCGGCAACCAGCGCGUUGAUGGCACGAUCGGCCGAGUCAUUCUAUGCGGACUCACCAUUCUACAUGUUUAUCCGUAACGAGAACACCAAACUGAUCACGUUCAGCGCUGUCAUAUACGACCCAACAAACUAGGUUAUAACGUACAUCAUUAACCAUACAACCUAACAAUACCUCAACCAUAAGUAGUAAGAUCCAUUUGAGAUGAUGUCUGCGCUUCUUAUGUGGAUUACACACUGCAUGCAAAGCAUUACAGUGAUAGGUAUCUAUAGACCGCCUUUUUUGACUUGAAAAUGAUGCGCCUCUAGCGCAUUAUCAUAUCCUCACAAUACAGAGUAGUUUUCUUCAUCUAUCUAAACGUACCGGUAUGGAUAUUGUUUUUGACGUGAUAACGCCUUAUAAAUCGAUGAACACCGGCUGCACGGACAAAAAGGUGUGACGUCAGUCAUGAUGUAAAGUUAUGUUACGAGUUAGCCUCCGCGGGCGGGGGGGAGGGGGGAAGGUGUUCCUUGGACCCCCCUGCCCCCUCCCUCUCGAAGAGUAGCUUUCCCCCGCGGAAGCCCCCACAGAGUUACAGAGGCGUGCUUGGGCUCAAAUGAACUGGAACAAGAAACACCACAAAACUGCUACGAGGAAAACAGCGAACGACACGUUAUCACGUAAAGUUAUCGUCAGAAAAUCGACUUUACAGACAACCGAUUUUUAUUGUCUCUAGACUACGAAAUCGUAAAAAGUCGCUCUCUGCAACUAUUUAAAAAUCUGCUGUGUUAUCACCACC
Chilo suppressalis (striped riceborer) is the source of this 2184-nucleotide messenger RNA. Lineage: Eukaryota; Metazoa; Arthropoda; Insecta; Lepidoptera; Crambidae. The record is from the annotation of a GenBank genome assembly.